ACAGAGUCGGAGUCGUGCCGGUCCCUCCCCGGAGGUGUGUGAUGCUGCUGGUCCUCGCUCCGCCGCCCCCCGCCCUCCCCGGGCGGAGCCGCCGCAAGGCCGGGGUGACGGGCGCGGGCGGGCGCCGGUGCGUCAGCUAGGCGGGAGGGGCCGGGCGGGGCCGGCGGGACGCGGCGCGGCAGCGGCUCGGGCAGGGCAGCGGGUGCCCAUGACGGAUCUGGCGUCGCCGGCGGGUGAGAAGCCCUUCGCCUUCCCAGGGGGCGAGGAGGGCCUGGGAGACGAGAAGGCGCUGGUGAUCCACAGCCAAGCAGAGGAGGAGGUGGAGAAGGAGUUCAAGUGCAUCCUCUGCGGGGAAUGCUUCGGCCAGCAGCCCAGCCUCGCCCGGCACCAGAAGCACCACGCCGGGGAGCGCGCCUUCAUCUGCGCCGAGUGCGGCAAAGCCUUCAGCCUCAAGCACAACCUCAUCAUCCACCAGCGCAUCCACACUGGGGAGCGUCCCUACCAGUGCGGCGUGUGCCAGAAGAGCUUCAGCCUCAAGCAGAACCUGCUCACCCACCAGCGCAUCCACAGCGGCGAGAAGCCCUUCUCCUGCCAGCGCUGCGGGAAGUGCUUCCGUGAGCAACGCUUCCUCCUCAACCAUCAGCGCACCCACGCCGAAGACCGGCCUGGCACCACUGCCACCGAGGUCCAGCCGGGCAGCAGCCGCUCGCCGCAGCCAUAUGAGGCAGCCACCGGUGGCCCGUUUGCCUGUGCCCGCUGCGGGAAGGGCUUCAGCUGCAGGAGCAGCCUGGCCACGCACCAGCGCAGCCACGGCGCCGAGCGGCCCUUCGCCUGCCCCGACUGUGGCAAGGCCUUCAGCCAGAAGGGCUCCCUGAGGAUCCACCGGCGCACCCACGCUGCCAGGACACCCUUCUCCUGCACCCAGUGCGGCCAGAGCUUUGCCCAGGAGGUUGACCUCACCGCGCACCAGUGUGCCCCUAGGGCUGAGGCCGCCCUCACGGAAUGACGGUGGCGAGUGCCAGCGCGGAGCCGGAUCUCAGCAGCCGCCAGCUGCAUCCCUGUGCCAUGCUAUGCCGGGAAGGAGCUGCAGCACCACGUUGCCGCGGGUGUGAAAAAGAGGAGGAGGAGGAGGAGGAAGAGGAGGCUCGUCCCGGCUGCGCCGAGAGCCUCCAGUGAGGCAGAAAGCACGCAAAAUAAAAAUGAAAUCAAACACAAA
Messenger RNA from Pezoporus occidentalis (night parrot), 1216 nucleotides. RefSeq names its product oocyte zinc finger protein XlCOF26. The coding region runs from base 209 to 1006 and encodes 265 amino acids. Gene Ontology annotation, cellular component: nucleus. The transcript is spliced from 3 exons. Gene Ontology annotation, molecular function: RNA polymerase II cis-regulatory region sequence-specific DNA binding; DNA-binding transcription factor activity, RNA polymerase II-specific. The record is from RefSeq and is a predicted model, not a curated record. Gene Ontology annotation, biological process: regulation of transcription by RNA polymerase II. Lineage: Eukaryota; Metazoa; Chordata; Aves; Psittaciformes; Psittacidae.